GUAUGUUAUCAACUUAUCGGCCUCGAUUAAUGAUUAUCGGUGGUAGAUUUCUGUAUGAAAUCUAGGCACCCCAACUAUGAUAUGUCAUCUAUAAUCUACGCGCUACCCAGGUGACAUAUACUUUACUCCUUUUGCUCUCCGGUCAUGUCUGGGGAUAUUACUGCGGAGGAGCCUCCGCCGGAGGUUCACCAUUACAGCCAUGUGGGAGAAGUUCCCUGGGAUAUUCAGAACUAUUGGGCACAGCGCUAUAGAAUCUUCUCCAAGUAUGACGAAGGCGUAUGGCUGACAGACGAUGCAUGGUUUGGUGUUACUCCUGAGCCGGUCGCUAAUAAAAUAGCUGAGCAUAUUGCCAGCGCUGCACCAGCGUCUCGCAGUGUCUUAGUCGAUGCUUUUGCUGGAGCGGGUGGGAAUACCAUUGCUUUUGCCCUAUCCGGUCGCUGGAAACGCGUUUAUGCGAUCGAGAAAAAUCCCGCCGUCUUGAAGUGCGCAAAGCACAAUGCGAAGAUCUAUGGCGUCGAUCACAAAAUUACCUGGUUUGAGGGCGACAGUCUUCAGAUCGUGAAUGAUCAACUCAAGGAACUGGGCCCAUACAGUGUUCUGUUUGCAAGCCCUCCAUGGGGUGGCCCUGGCUAUCGUUCCGACACGAUAUUCAACCUUCGCACGAUGGAACCGUAUUCCUUGUCCACGUUGUACGGCGAAUAUGCUUUGUUUACUGAGCAUAUAGUACUCUAUCUUCCUCGGACCUCGGACCUAAAGCAGCUCGCGAAACUAGUGAAGGAUGGCGAAAAGGCGACCGUGAUGCAUUAUUGCAUGGAAGGUGCUAGCAAGGCACUCUGCAUCUAUUACGGCGGGUUUAAGCUCGAAUAACUCGAACACUUCUUGUCUCUUGGCUUGUAUUGAUUACUAUGACGGAGUUACUGUUGGAUAGGGAUGUACGGUCAUUUCCGAGUCUCAGUCGCCACCGAGACUAUUUGGAUCCUAGUGUACAGUAUGGUUAACAAUAGAUUCCCUAGAAUUAAU
Molecule: messenger RNA, 1020 nt
Organism: Aspergillus alliaceus
Lineage: Eukaryota; Fungi; Ascomycota; Eurotiomycetes; Eurotiales; Aspergillaceae
Product: RNA methyltransferase
Exons: 4
Coding region: 145-867 (240 amino acids)
Biological process (GO): 7-methylguanosine RNA capping; 7-methylguanosine cap hypermethylation
Cellular component (GO): nucleus
Molecular function (GO): RNA cap trimethylguanosine synthase activity
Source: RefSeq, a predicted model, not a curated record